Dentiscutata heterogama is the source of this 405-nucleotide messenger RNA. The record is from the annotation of a GenBank genome assembly. NCBI's taxonomy places the organism in Eukaryota, Fungi, Glomeromycota, Glomeromycetes, Diversisporales, Gigasporaceae.
AUGUCAUCUAGUUCAAAUUAUUCAAAUACUUUUGAAGAUUGUAGUAAAGAAGAAAAUUUACAAACACAACUUGAGAAUGAUAUUUAUAUUAGUGAUUUGGAAAAGAAUAGUAUUGAAGUUGAACAAAAAGAAAUUAUACAAAGUAUACAAGAUAUAAGUUUUCAAGAAUCAAUUUCAACAGAUGAAGAAAAUUUGACUAAAAAUUUUGAAUUAUUACUACAAGUUAAAUUAUUUAAAAAUUGGCAAAUUUAUGAAGAUUUAAUUAUAUUAUUAGAACAAUUUAAUGAAGCUACUAUUGAACUUUCUUCACAAAAAUAUCCAACAAUUGCACAUGUACAAAUAAUUUUAUUAGCUCUUAGAAAUGAUUUAGAAUCUGAUAAGGGUGAAAAUUUUCUAUUAGAAGAA